UGCAAAGUGUUAAUACAUCUCUUCCCGCUCACCUUUCUUCUUUUCUGUUUGCCAUUCGGCUCUGUCCAAAAUUCAUAGAAUGGGUCUUCAGGUUCAUAUACCCGAGCAUGUUGCAUGACCAAUCUUUUGGCUGCAUUAGUUGCAAUAGAAGUCAUUGUGAACUAUAGAUGAUGAUGGAAGCAAGAAAGGGAAUUGUUUGACAACCCAUUGUUCGUGUGACAUUUCCGCCGGAUUCUUUUAAUCGGGCGUGUGAGCGAGCAGCAAGUGGGUGAAUGGUGCACCGCCUUGCCCCUUCUAGGCAAUGUUACUGUAGAAGGUGGAGGCUUUUAGCUCAAUUAAUAGAAUUCCAUACACGCGUGAAGGAAGAAGAAAAGAUUAUUUCAACCCUAAACCAUAUUCUUGACAGGCUCUUGCAAGGGAAAAUGACCACACAACUGAUCGGGUCAUGGUCAUUGGAUGUCAAUGGAAAGGGGAAAGAUACCUCUUCCCUUCCAUCUCCCAAUGACAAGAAAGCAAUCGAAGUGGAAAAGGGAGAUUUUGGAAGUUUGAAUGCAGGCUUGCAUGAUUUACGUCAAGAUAUCAAUGAUGUAUUGACACAAUGGAAAGAUGCAAUCGGAGAUGAAGGUCAAGCUAAGAAUUCAAACAAUGCUGAUCAGCAGGAAGAGGAAGAUAGUGACGAUGGAGAUGAUUGAAAUUGAAUAUAAACACAGAUGACAUUAAGAUGGUAUACAGGAACUUGAUCUAGAAGAAAAA
This is a messenger RNA of Meira miltonrushii, 753 nucleotides long. RefSeq lists its product as uncharacterized. The transcript has a single exon. The record is from RefSeq and is a predicted model, not a curated record. NCBI's taxonomy places the organism in Eukaryota, Fungi, Basidiomycota, Exobasidiomycetes, Exobasidiales, Brachybasidiaceae. Bases 273 to 692 code for a protein of 139 amino acids.